Molecule: messenger RNA, 1278 nt
Organism: Rhizoctonia solani
Lineage: Eukaryota; Fungi; Basidiomycota; Agaricomycetes; Cantharellales; Ceratobasidiaceae
Product: Endoplasmic reticulum vesicle transporter
Exons: 8
Coding region: 1-1278 (425 amino acids)
Biological process (GO): retrograde vesicle-mediated transport, Golgi to endoplasmic reticulum; endoplasmic reticulum to Golgi vesicle-mediated transport
Cellular component (GO): Golgi membrane; COPII-coated ER to Golgi transport vesicle; endoplasmic reticulum
Source: RefSeq, a predicted model, not a curated record
AUGGCAAGAGGGCUAUUUGGUGGGGCCUUUAAGGGCCUCGAUGGUUUUGGGAAGACGAUGGAAGAUGUAAAAGUCAAAACUCGUACCGGAGCAUUCUUGACAAUGCUCUCUGCAGCAAUCAUCUUGACAUUCACUAUUAUAGAGUUCAUCGACUAUAGGCGUGUUGUUGUAGACUCUUCGAUUCUGGUUGACCGCUCACGUGGAGAGAAAUUGACUGUCAAGAUGAACAUUACAUUCCCUCGAGUUCCUUGCUAUUUGCUUUCCCUUGACGUUACCGAUAUUUCUGGCGAGAUUCAACAAGACCUUACCCAUAACAUGGUUAAAACCAGAUUGGAUUCGAACGGUCAAAUUAUUCAAGACGGAUUCCACAACAACGAACUUGACAACGACGUUGAGAAGACGAUGAAGGCGCGUCCCCAGGGUUAUUGCGGUUCUUGCUAUGGAGGUGAACCCCCUGAGGGUGGAUGUUGCCAAACUUGCGAGAGUGUCCGCCAGGCAUACAUGAACCGUGGAUGGAGUUUCGGAGACCCAGACGCUAUCGAACAGUGUGUUGCAGAGCACUGGACUGCCAAGAUUCAUGAACAAAAUUCGGAGGGUUGUCAUAUCUCUGGACGCGUCCGGGUCAACAAGGUCACUGGCAACUUCCAUUUCUCGCCCGGCCGCUCGUUUGUUCUUAACCGAGGGCACUUCCAAGACCUUGUCCCGUAUCUCAAGGACGGCAACCACCACGACUUUGGACAUUAUGUCCAUGAGUUUAGGUUUGAAGGCGAAUCAGAGGCCGAAGACGAAUGGCGCGGAACAGAUCGUGGUACUAGGUGGCGCAAGAAGGUUGGAAUCAGUGCCAACCCGUUGGAUCAAGUUAGUGCGCAUGUCGUCGAUGAUAGGACUAAGGCAUCGAACUACAUGUUCCAGUACUUCAUGAAGGUUGUAUCCACCGAGUUCAAGUACCUCGACGGAGAUAUCAUUCGUUCUCACCAAUACUCGGUGACCUCCUAUGAGCGUGAUCUUACUCAUGGCGAUGGAGCCGAACGCGACUCGCACGGAACGCUUACUGCACACGGUGUCCAAGGACUUCCCGGCGCGUUCUUCAACUUUGAAAUAUCACCAAUGAUGGUAGUCCACCGUGAAACUCGCCAGACGUUUGCCCACUUUGCGACUUCCUUGUGCGCCAUCAUUGGAGGAGUCUUGACUCUUGCUUCUAUUCUUGACUCGGUAAUAUUUGCUGCUACUGGUCGCAAAGAUGGUGGGUUUGGUUCACCAAACGGAAAGUUGAUGUAA